Moneuplotes crassus is the source of this 1228-nucleotide messenger RNA. The record is from the annotation of a GenBank genome assembly. NCBI's taxonomy places the organism in Eukaryota, Ciliophora, Spirotrichea, Euplotida, Euplotidae.
AUGUUUAAUAGAUUUGUUACAAGAAGUACUCCAAAGGGAGUAAGAUUCUUCAGCUCAACCAACUUGUCUCGUACUGCUCUCUUUGACUGGCAUGCUGCUCAAGGUGGUAAAAAUGUGCCAUUUGCUGGAUACGAGCUCCCAGUUCAGUACAAAGCUGGUUUAAUGAAGGAGCACCUUCACUGCAGAGAGAACUCCUCCUUAUUUGAUGUCUCUCAUAUGGGGCAACUCAGGAUCCACGGAAAGGAUAGAACUGAGUUCAUCGAAAGAAUUACUGUCCUUGACACCCAGACUCUUAAGACAGGAGAGGGAAGUCUUUCAUUGAUCACAAAUGAGAAUGGUGGCAUCAAAGAUGAUACUGUAAUUACUACUAAUGAGGACCAUAUCUAUAUGGUUGUCAAUGCUGCCUGUAAAGAAAAGGAUAUCGCCCACAUGAACAAAGUUUUAGAUGAUGAGUUCUCAAAUAAGGAUGUUCACCUUGAACUCAUUGAUGACAGAGCUCUCAUUGCAGUCCAGGGUCCAAAAACUCAAGGAGUUCUCGAACAAAUCUUUGAAACAUCUCUUAAAGACCAAUUCUUCAUGAACUCAACCGUGCUUAGAAUUCCUAAAUUGGAUACUGAAGUGAUUGCUACUAGAUGUGGAUACACUGGAGAGGAUGGAUUUGAGAUCUCAGUCCUUAAUGACAAGGCAGCAGAUCUUGCUGAUCUCUUGACUAGCAUCAAGAGCUCAGAAGGCAACUCCAUAGUUGCCCCAGCAGGUCUUGGAGCAAGAGAUUCUUUAAGACUUGAAGCUGGUCUCUGUCUUUAUGGAAAUGAAAUGAAUGAAGAUAUUUCUCCAGUUGAGGCUAUCCUUCAGUGGACCAUUACUAAGAGAAGAAAGAAAGAAGGAGGCUUCAUCGGACAUGAAGGGUACAUGGCCAAGCGUAAGAAGGGAGUAGUCAAGGAAAAGAGAUGCUGCUUCGUCUACGAAGGAAGAGGUGCUCCAGCCAGAGAAGGAGCUGAAGUUGUAGACAAUGAAGGAAAAACCAUUGGAAAAGUUUGUAGUGGUGGAUAUGGACCAAGUGUUGGCAAGAACAUCGGAAUGGCUUAUGUUAAGAACAAGUACAUCAAGGCUGGAACUGAAUUCCAAGUUAAGGUUAGAGGAAGAUCUUACCCAGUUAAGGUCACAAGAUUCCCAUUAACCAAGCCAGGAUACUACAGAGGAUAAGUUCAUAUUAGUUUCAAUGCAAUAA